CACCGUUGUUUAUAUUACGGCUUAUGAACUAAAAACUUGAAUGUUUUAGCAAUAUCAAAUGAAAUAUCAGGAAUUUCUUUCACAUAAGCCUCUCUAUGAAUAAAUUCGAUGUAUCGCGGUGUUUAGCAAGCGGCUUCCAUUGUAAAUCAAGUCGCAAAUCUUAAAAAAUGUUAGCAUUAUUAAUGUUAAACAGAAUGAGUAUGAAGCGACGUAGUUUACGUGCCAAAGAGACUGCAUUUACUGCCGAAAAGAAGCCGGAUACGCAGUCCAUGUACUGUCGGACCUGCCUGAGCGCCGAGGAGCUUGUGGCUAUUUUCUACAGCCCUGGGAUGGAAAAGAAACGGAGUGAAGAAUUGAGACUCGUCACAGGUUUAGAGAUAAUGGAAAAUGACGGCCUCUCACAAAAAAUGUGCACCAGCUGCAUAGAGAAAGUGAACAACGCCUUACAGUUCAGAAAACAGAGCAAGAAAGCUGAAAAGUCCCUCUUAAAUAUGUCCCUAGGGCUCAAACCAAAGAGAAAAUCAAUAUCAAAAGCAACGCGGAAAACAGUAAAAAUUAAAAGCCCUAAGGCGCAAAAGAUUAAGCAGAAAGUGGAGAAAGAGGAAAUGGAAUUUGAUUGUUCGUAUGAUGAUUUUCAGAAUGAUGAUAGUUAUCAGGAGGUUCCGGUGCUCGAGUAUCCGGAGGAGGGGAAACCUAAAAUAAAGCAGCUUCUAAAGAAGCCAGGCGUCCGAAAGCGGGUGUCCAUCCCUAACGCGGCGUCCUACAAGUGUCCCACUUGCAGCAAGGAGUUCCGUAUGAAGGCCACGUACAAGGCACACAUGCGGUUCCACACCAACUACUGUGUGUGUGAGGCGUGUGGCAAACGCUGUCGCAACAACAACCAAUUACAGGAGCACAAACGCGCGCGGCACGGCCUCGGCCGGAUACACAAGUGCGCCUACUGCGAGUACAGCUCAGCCACCAAGGAGGCGCUCACGAUUCACGAGCGGCGGCACACGGGCGAGCGGCCAUACGUGUGCGACCACUGCGGCGCCUCCUUCCACCGCCGGUCUAACCUGGUGCAGCACAUCGCCAUACACCUGCCCGAGAAGAACUUCCAGUGUACGCUGUGUAUGAAGCGAGAGAAGUCGAAGAAGUUGCUUCAAGUGCACGUGUUCAAGGCACACCGGGAGAAGAGAUACAGGUACAUCUGCCCCGUAUGUAGAGACACGUUCACGCGGCCCGGCAACGUGCGCCAGCACCUCGCGCGCUCGCACGGCGUGUCGCGCGCCGACCAGCCGCACAUCGACCGCUUCCAGGUACAUAGUAACGUUACAGAAGAGAUUCCACCACGGGUGCUCACUUAUUUAUAGAUAUACUAAAAUUAUUUGUUAAAUGU
This is a messenger RNA of Cydia fagiglandana, 1378 nucleotides long. Its product is annotated as zinc finger protein 425-like. The transcript is spliced from 8 exons. Gene Ontology annotation, cellular component: nucleus. The coding region runs from base 168 to 1352 and encodes 394 amino acids. Gene Ontology annotation, molecular function: zinc ion binding. Lineage: Eukaryota; Metazoa; Arthropoda; Insecta; Lepidoptera; Tortricidae. The record is from RefSeq and is a predicted model, not a curated record.